AUGGCUGGCAGCCGAGCUGCUCAGUAGAGCUGCAGAGCUCAGUAGUUUUGGACAGCUUUCCUGGCUCUCAAUGAUUUGCUGUGUGAUUUUGGGCAAGUUACUCCUUGCCUCUGCUUAUCCAUUUCCCCAGAGUAAUAGAGAUCAUUAAUCACCACUGUAAGCUGUUCUGAAGCCUAGAGAUGAAAAGUGCUCAUUAUUAAUGCUAUUAAUUUAUAGGAUAUACAUUUUCACUUGAACUGCUUAAGAUAGAACUUCACUGUUGCACUGAGUCAGGGCUGGAAAAGGAUUUUUUUGGCAGAAGAAUGGAUUCCUAGAGGUAGAAAAUUUUACAGAAGUAGCUUCUAGUCUUCUCUUACACAUGUCUAAUCUGUAUAUUACUUUGAAUUAAAUUUCUAUGUAAAACAUUUGUCUGGGCCCAAAGUUUAUACACUUUAAUUUAUUUCCUGAACUUUUUUUUUAAUUACGUUUUCCUAUUUCUUUUUUUUAAAUGGGACUUCGACUUUGUUUAUAAUUUCAGACUUCCUUUUUGAUUUUCCAGUCGUGAUUUAAAAUAGCAGAUAAAUCUACAGACUGCAGGGAAUGCAUUGCUGUUCUUUCCUCCUUUCUCCUGUUGAAAACCAAAGUGAUCCAGAGAGAAGGUAGUUACAAUCUAAUGAGAAGGGAAAUCCACAGAGCCAUAACACGUGCAAAUCCAAACAAACUAUCUUUGGCUUUUAUGAUUAAGACGCAGAUAACGAGAGACUACUUCAGCAGCAGUCAGCAUGGAUCACUGCUGUAGUGCCAUUGCCUUCAGUUUCACAGAAAUGAGGGCUCGGUGGCUUAAAUUCAGCGUUUGUUUUAGCGGUCCUUAUCUUUAAAUUCUACAUCUGUAAAUUGUUUUGUAAAAUUGUAAAUUUUCUUUUUCCUCUCUCACUACUUAUCCCGCCAGCGCAAGGUUACACGUAGAUGCGCAGCCUUAAUUGGUUUAGUUGCGAGAAGAUAAUCUUUUUUUCCUCCUUUCUCGCUGUCGCCUGUUAGCGUAAAGGCUUUUUAGCUGAAGGUUGAUAAUUAUCAUUGAGAAGAAACUAGCACAUCAGGAGUUCAUUUUCCAUCUUAGCACUUGUGGCGCUCCUUUGAACUCCUCUCGCCAAACCCGCGUUCCCACUCUGUCACUUUCCUCCCUCCAUCAUAAAAAGGUCUCGGCCGCCGGCGGCUUCAGCCUUUGCUGGCGGGCAGAGGGCAUUGCUUCUCCCGCGCGCUCCUCCCGCAUGGACAAACUGCACGAGACGUUGAUAAACAUGGAAGACGCUUUGGGCUCGGAGCACUCCGUCUGCUUGUCCUCCUGGGACUGGAAAAGCGCCGCCGGGGCUUUCGAGCUGCACGCCGUCUCGUCUCCGCACAGCUUGUCCCCGACGCCCUCCUUCGAGUCCUGCUCCUCGUCCCCUUGCCCGGCGGUGGCGGAGACCCCCUACGGCAGCGGCGGCGGCGGCAGCCUGGUGGGCUACAGCCUGGUGGACUUCCCCCCCGCCUACCUGCCCAGCCCCGGGCAGGCUUGUCUGCCCAAGGGCACCAAGGUGCGGAUGUCCGCCCAGCGCCGGAGGAAGGCCAGCGAGAGGGAGAAGCUGCGGAUGAGGACCCUGGCCGACGCGCUCCACACGCUGCGCAACUACCUGCCCCCCGUCUACAGCCAGAGGGGACAGCCCCUCACAAAAAUACAAACCCUGAAGUACACCAUCAAGUACAUCAGCGAACUGACGGAGCUCCUCGACAGCGUCAAGAGGGCGUAGACCCCACCCGGGGCACCCGCCCCGGCACGCUCAGGGUCUUUACAAACAAAAAAAAAACCCAGCAAAAUUUCUUCCUUG
Harpia harpyja (harpy eagle) is the source of this 1844-nucleotide messenger RNA. RefSeq names its product mesogenin 1 (gene MSGN1). Lineage: Eukaryota; Metazoa; Chordata; Aves; Accipitriformes; Accipitridae. Gene Ontology annotation, biological process: regulation of transcription by RNA polymerase II; mesoderm formation. Bases 1248 to 1766 code for a protein of 172 amino acids. The transcript has a single exon. The record is from RefSeq and is a predicted model, not a curated record. Gene Ontology annotation, cellular component: nucleus. Gene Ontology annotation, molecular function: DNA-binding transcription factor activity, RNA polymerase II-specific; protein dimerization activity; RNA polymerase II cis-regulatory region sequence-specific DNA binding.